CGCUUCGUGUUUAAGUGACGCUUGUAGGUCGUAGGCGGCAGUUGAUUGUUGUGCACGCGGGGCAAUGGGUAUCGAUAUCUGCCACAAGUACGAUAGGAAAGUAAGGAGAACCAACCCAAAGAGCGACGAUGUCUAUCUACGUCUGUUGGUUAAAGCCUACAAAUUCUUGGCUCGCAGAACGGGCUCGAAGUUCAACAAAAUAAUAAUGAAGAGGCUUUUCAUGAGCAAAAUCAACAGACCUGCACUGUCAUUAGCACGUCUGAUGCGUUUAAUGAAAAAGCCUGGACGAGAAAAUAAGAUCGCUGUUUGUGUUGGGACUAUUACCAACGAUACAAGGAUCCGAGAGUUUCCAAAGAUGAAGGUUUGUGCUCUCAAAGUGACAGCAGCAGCUCGUGAACGAAUUUUGCAUGCGGGUGGUGAAAUAAUAACUUUCGAUCGCCUGGCUGUUCUGAGCCCUCUUGGGAAAAAUACUGUACUAAUUCAAGGACCUAGGAAGGGUCGCACGGCAGUUAAGCACUUUGGUCCUGCUCCUGGUGCACCUAGUAGCCACACACGACCCUAUGUCCUCUCAAAGGGUCGUAAAUUCGAGAAAGCUAGAGGUCGUCGUGCUAGUCGAGCUUACAAGAAGUAAAUUUGUACAUGAAAAAUAAAUGCUUUUAUUGGAGCG
Trichobilharzia szidati is the source of this 667-nucleotide messenger RNA. The record is from the annotation of a GenBank genome assembly. NCBI's taxonomy places the organism in Eukaryota, Metazoa, Platyhelminthes, Trematoda, Strigeidida, Schistosomatidae.